Messenger RNA from Fulmarus glacialis (Northern fulmar), 1709 nucleotides. It is a transcript of the gene HERC3, whose product is annotated as HECT and RLD domain containing E3 ubiquitin protein ligase 3. Lineage: Eukaryota; Metazoa; Chordata; Aves; Procellariiformes; Procellariidae. The record is from RefSeq and is a predicted model, not a curated record. The transcript has 15 exons. The annotation marks the transcript as partial.
AACUCACUCAGUCGCAGAGGAAUGAGAAGGUGCAAUGUUCAAACCAUGAUGCGACACAUAUGCUUGUUCUCUCCCCUGAUGGGAAGCUCUCUGAACAGUGGGCUACAGCUUCAGCUGACCGCUCUAAGACAAGGCUGGUGAAAGAACUAGGAAACCAAAAUAUUGUUCAAAUAGCAUGUGGGGACCAGCACGCCAUGGCACUGUCCAGAGGAGGUGAGCUCUUCACCUGGGGCCAGAACGCCCGCGGACAGCUUGGAGUGGGGAGCCAAACCACACUCAUCCCCCAACCGCAGCUGGUGGAAAGACUAAAGGGCCUCUCACUCGCUCACAUUGCUGCUGGAGGAGCUCACAGCACCGCCGUGUCACUCUCUGGAGCUGUGUACUCCUGGGGAAAGAACGAUUUUGGACAGCUGGGACUUGGAGACACAGAAGACAGGGACCGCCCAUCAUACGUUGGAGCGUUAGAGCACUGGAAGACUGUAUUUAUCUCAUGUGGGGCAGACCAUACUGCAGUUCUCUCCAAGGAGGGGUUGGUGUGCACCUUUGGAGCAGGAGGGGCUGGCCAGCUUGGUCACAACUCCACCCGGAACGAACUCGUGCCUCGUGUGGUGGCCGAGCUGUGGGGAGCAAGAGUUUCACAGGUUGCCUGCGGCAGACUGCACACCCUGGUCUAUGUCCCCUCCUUGGACAAAGUCUAUUCAUUUGGUGCUGCUGAAGAAGGACAGCUGGAAGAUGAGAGAAAGCCUAAUCAGUUGAUACCACUUCCCAUCAAUUCACCAGUGAAUGCUGGAAAAUCCUGUCAGGAAAGCAACGCAUCACAAAAGGCGACUGAAAUUAUUGCAGGAGGAAACCAACGUAUUGUCCUUUGCAAGAACAAGAAUUCCUAUUUGAAUGGAAUUGCCACUCUGAAGGAUAAAGAAGUGGAUGCAUGGAUUUCUAAUUCCAGUUUGCAACAUUGGGAGAUUAUAAAAAAGAAUAUUGGACUGAUCUUUUCAUCUGAGGCUUGCAUCAAUGGAAGCUUCCUGGAGAAAAGAGACAAACAUUUCAAAACUUCCAAAGAAUUCUCGGGUGUAGACAUGUCGGAAGUGCAACAUUUUUAUGAGAAGAUCAGCAAGAAGCCAAAAGUCUUCCAGGAGGUGCAAAAGGAGAUUGAGAAAUUACUGCCAUCAUUGUCUUCCUCUCCCAUCUCACCUGAAAAUUUCAGAGUCUACUUGAUCUUGCCUUUCCUUCUGCAGGGGAGAGAUGACAGCUCUUUCCGUUCUCUCAGGCUGUUAGCACAAGCCAUCACAAAGCUCCAGCCAAAGGAUCUGCAAACUCUUGAAUGCCUAUGGUCAAAUCUAGAAACAUCCUUUUUCAAGGAGCUGGUCAUUCUGUAUCAGAAGGUUUCCCAGAAAAACCUCUCUCAAUUUAUCACGGAAGUCAGCAGUUUGCAAAGAAACCCCUACAACCUGCACCCACAUGAAACAGAGACUCUGCAAAUACUGCAGAUUCUUUACCAGGUGAACUCCAGAACUGGUUUCAGAGUACAAGAAAACAACUUCUAUGUGCCUGAAGUGAAAGUGAUUAUCAAAUCGUGUCAGUUCUUUAAUGCAGAUGUAAUGGCCCUAUGGAAGCUGACCAAAUAUCCAUGCAUCUUUGACAUGCAAGACAAGAUUGACAUUCAUUAUACAGAACGCAAUGCUCUGUCCAGACCCUUUAGUGGCAUAUAA